Messenger RNA from Cladocopium goreaui, 175 nucleotides. Lineage: Eukaryota; Dinophyceae; Suessiales; Symbiodiniaceae. The record is from the annotation of a GenBank genome assembly.
GCCGGUCAGCAACAAUCCAGACAUUGACAAGGUCACGGGUCCAUUCGCAACUCAGCAGUGUACGCUUUAUGUGUUCUUGCAACGGCCCAAAUGGCCCACCCAGAGUGCUUGGCAAGCCAAGCAGGCCAAAGCAGAGGCUUUGGAAAAGCUGCUAAAGCUCAAGCCAAGCACUUAG